Molecule: messenger RNA, 2688 nt
Organism: Pelagomonas calceolata
Lineage: Eukaryota; Pelagophyceae; Pelagomonadales; Pelagomonadaceae
Source: the annotation of a GenBank genome assembly
GCGGAGCGGCAGCGCCGGCCUUUUUAGCCCUUGCAGUAUGCUAUAGCGCUUACUAAUUAAUCUCCAGAGCGCUCGCGCUGUGCGCGCAUCGCUGCCGACUCACGGCCUUGCCCGGACCACUCAGUGCCCAGCGCUCAAGCCCCACUGUAGUGAGCCCAGCGCGCGGCAGCAAUCACAAACGCUCACGCUACUACGCAGAACAAAAACGCAAUAAUGUCGCAGUCCCUCCUCGACCUCAUCGCGACCCAGGACGACGAGGAAAUUGUAGAGGAGGCGCCGGCGCCGGCGCCGGAGCCGGUCCCGGAGAAGCAGCGGUCGCGCGCGCGCACGGACCAGCGCGCGCUCGUCCCCGAGGGCACCUUUUCACAAAGCGCGGUUCAAAAAUCAGAGGCCUGCGCCGACCAGGCCUUCGGGUGGCGCUUCGUCGGCGGCAAGCGCACCUGGAAGGCCCAUGAUCUGCCCAAGCCACCGAACGCGAAAGCUCAACCUCGGGUAUGUGCCGCCGCCGCGAAAAGAUUUGGGAGGCAGAACCACACGAGCGCCGCGCUGCGCUGCUACGCGGCGUCAUUAAGGGCGGCGCGGGACCCGGCGCUCGUCGGCGACGUCGGCGUCUUCGCGGCGACGGACCCCCAGCUGCUGGCGGCGACGCGCGAUGCCUUCGCGGCCGUGGCGCGGUGGGACGGCGCGCCGCCUUUAGAAAGAACGCGCUGCGCGGCGCUGCUCUACGAUCUAUGUCCAAACGACCCGACGGCCUUGGUAAGGGCGGCGGAGGCCUUGAGCUCCGAGCGCGUGCGCGCGGAAGACCGGGGCGCGCGGGCGUGCCUCCUCUCGGCGCGCGCGGCGCUGCUUCUUGUAAACGCGGCGGCGCCGACGGUCGCCGCGGACGCGCGGCACCCGGCACAGCUCGACGCUUUGAUCAUAACGCUGCGGAAGCACGCUCAACAAAUCCGCGCGAACGCCACGGCCCGGGACGCCCUGGACCGCGCGCGGCGCGCCGCGGCGCGCGUCGAGCUCCGGGGCAAGCCGGCGGAGGCCGUCGCGCGGGCCGCGGCGCGGGCCGCGUCCAUCGCCACCGCCGUCGCCGCCUGCGCCGACGCCGUCCUCCUCGACGGCACGGCGUUCGCGCCGCGUGACGACCUUGCGGGCGGCACGAUACUAGUCGCGGAUCUGGCGGAGAACGAGGGCGACGGCGCCGCGCUGGCCGCGUGGCUCGCGUCCGACGCGACGGCCCCGCAGCGCCUCGCGGCCGCCGGCGUGGCCGAGGACGCGGCGCGGGUCGUCGGCGACGCGACGCUCUUCCUGCGCGCGGCGGCGGCGGCGUGCCUCCGGAAGAACACGAGCGACGCGUGGGUGGCGCUCGCCGAGGCCGUAUCGGCUGACAUCGACACCGACGGCGUCGAGGCGGCGCGGCGCGCGGUCUUUCCGGAGCGCGUCGCGUCGGCGCGUAUUGAUGCGUGGUUCGCGCCGCCGAAGCGGAAGAAGAAGAGGUUCCCGCGGGAAGUCUCGGACGCGGCGCGGGCCGCGAAGAUGGUCGUGGCGGCGCUCGCGGCGACUGACGAAGCGGAGGCGUUCGCGCGAUCAACAGCGGCGGACCUCCGCGCUGCGCGCGCGGCGCCCGAGGCGCGGCCCACGACCGGCCUCGACCGCUCCGCGCGGGCGCCGGUGCUGCGGGCCGGCAGCCGCGCCGCGCUUGAGGCGGCGCUUGCGCAAGAGGACGAUGGCGAUGUGAUUGCGCGGUUCCUGCGCGUCGCCGACACGCAGCUGCUCUGGGGCCGGGCCGAGCCGGCUGCCGCGCUGGCCGCCGCGCCGGCGCCCCGAAAGGUUCCGGGCAAUGGUCCGCGGUACGAGGCACCGGCGGCACCCGCCCCCGCGCCCCCGAAGAAGAAGAAGCAGCGCCGCCAGGGCUGCGACUGCGCCGCGACGGGCCCGCACCGGCGGACGUGCCCGCUCUACCGGCCGCCGGCCCCGAAGCCCACACCGACGGACUUUUGGGCCCGCGAGGCCGCGCGCCGCUCGGCCGAGGUCCAGGCGCGUGUCAACGAAAUCGGCGGCGGCGGCGACGACGACGACGAAGAGGAGGAGGCCUCGCCGCCCGCGAGCGCCGCGCCCAAGCCCAAGCCCAAGCGCGCGCCGUCGAUGAAGACGUGUCCGGCAUGCUCCUUGAAGGUGCACAACCGGCGGGCGACGUGCCCUGGCUGUGGCGCCGCGUUCCCGAAGAAGACCGACGGGCAUUGGAGCGGCGGCGUCUGGCGGCCGGCCAGCGACGUCGCCGCGUCGGCAGCGCCUCCCGCACCGGCCCCGGCCGCGCCGCCGGCCGCUGUGCCACCUGCCGUGCCGCCGGCCGCGCCACCGGCUGCACCGACGGCCGCCGCGCCGACGGCCGAGCCGGGCGACCUGUGGACGCCGGACGAGGACGCGGCGCUGCGGCGCCUCCACGCGGAGCAUGUCGAGACCCCGUCCAGCGAUCGCGGCGGCCUCUGGGACGUGAUUGCGGCGGCGAUCGGCACGCGACGAACGGCGUCGGCCGCCGAGCAGCGGUGGAAGCUGAUCAAGCACAAGAGCGCCCCGGCGCCGGCCGAGCCGCCGUCCAAGAAGCGAAAGAAGAGUGAGAAGCGCGUCGAGAGGAAGAAGAAGAAACAGAGGUCCCGGGUGUGGGACCUCGACAAGAAGAAGUAUGUAACAAGCUAG